AUGUGCGACGAGGAUGCCGUGUUCCAGAUUGGUGGAAAGUGCUGGAGGAGACUGACAUCGAGCACCAUGAGUGGUGAACGAGUGCAGAGUCGUCGUCAGCUUUCAACCCCUGAUUAUCUUCAUCGGAGCUUGGCAAGCUCUUAUGCAGAGGCAACAACGUCGCACAAGAUGGGAGAAACGCUGGAUGACGGGCACUCGCUUGGCCGGAAGCUGGAGCGCGACCGACAAGAGUCGGUGAUGGCGCAAUGGCCGGCCAAGUCACUUGAGAAGCGGCGGUGGAGCGUCAUUUGCGGCUAA
This is a messenger RNA of Penicillium lagena, 297 nucleotides long. RefSeq lists its product as uncharacterized. NCBI's taxonomy places the organism in Eukaryota, Fungi, Ascomycota, Eurotiomycetes, Eurotiales, Aspergillaceae. The coding region runs from base 1 to 297 and encodes 98 amino acids. The transcript is spliced from 2 exons. The record is from RefSeq and is a predicted model, not a curated record.